Odobenus rosmarus divergens (Pacific walrus) is the source of this 1946-nucleotide messenger RNA. RefSeq names its product ezrin (gene EZR). The coding region runs from base 152 to 1906 and encodes 584 amino acids. Gene Ontology annotation, cellular component: filopodium; adherens junction; plasma membrane. The record is from RefSeq and is a predicted model, not a curated record. The transcript has 14 exons. NCBI's taxonomy places the organism in Eukaryota, Metazoa, Chordata, Mammalia, Carnivora, Odobenidae. Gene Ontology annotation, molecular function: cell adhesion molecule binding; actin binding. Gene Ontology annotation, biological process: regulation of organelle assembly; positive regulation of protein localization to early endosome; regulation of cell shape.
GGAGCGCGGGCCGCGGGCGCACUGCACGGACUCACCGACAGCCGGGAGCGCAGCGGUCCUUUGCAGGCGCCGCGGGUCCGGAGAGCGGUCUCAGCUGCUGCGGCAGAGUCGUGUUUCCAGGGGACUGAGGAAAACCCGUCAGGAACCGAAAAUGCCGAAACCAAUCAAUGUCCGAGUUACCACCAUGGAUGCGGAGCUGGAGUUCGCCAUCCAGCCAAAUACAACAGGAAAACAGCUUUUUGAUCAGGUGGUUAAGACCAUUGGCCUUCGGGAAGUGUGGUACUUUGGCCUCCAGUAUGUGGAUAAUAAAGGAUUUCCUACCUGGUUGAAACUUGAUAAAAAGGUGUCGGCACAGGAGGUCAGAAAGGAGAAUCCUCUCCAGUUCAAGUUCCGGGCCAAGUUCUACCCCGAAGAUGUGUCUGAGGAGCUCAUCCAGGACAUCACGCAAAAGCUUUUCUUCCUCCAAGUGAAGGAGGGAAUUCUCAGCGAUGAGAUUUACUGCCCUCCUGAGACGGCGGUGCUCCUGGGCUCCUAUGCAGUGCAGGCCAAGUUUGGAGACUAUAACAAAGAAACGCACAAGUCUGGGUACCUCAGCUCUGAGCGGCUGAUCCCCCAAAGAGUCAUGGACCAGCACAAGCUCACCAGGGACCAGUGGGAGGACCGGAUCCAGGUGUGGCACGCUGAGCACCGCGGGAUGCUCAAGGACAGUGCCAUGUUGGAGUAUCUGAAGAUUGCUCAGGACCUGGAAAUGUAUGGAAUCAACUAUUUUGAGAUAAAAAAUAAGAAAGGAACAGACCUUUGGCUUGGAGUUGAUGCCCUCGGACUGAAUAUUUAUGAGAAAGACGAUAAGUUGACCCCAAAGAUUGGCUUUCCAUGGAGUGAAAUCAGGAACAUCUCUUUCAAUGACAAAAAGUUUGUCAUUAAGCCCAUCGACAAGAAGGCGCCUGACUUCGUGUUCUAUGCCCCCCGCCUGCGCAUUAACAAGCGGAUCCUGCAGCUCUGCAUGGGGAAUCAUGAGCUGUAUAUGCGCCGCAGGAAGCCUGACACCAUCGAGGUGCAGCAGAUGAAGGCUCAGGCCCGGGAGGAGAAGCACCAGAAGCAGCUAGAGCGGCAGCAGCUGGAGACCGAGAAGAAGAGGAGAGAGACCGUGGAGAGAGAGAAGGAGCAGAUGAUGCGGGAAAAGGAGGAGCUGAUGCUCAGGCUGCAGGACUACGAGCAGAAAACCAAGAAGGCAGAGAAAGAACUCUCAGACCAGAUUCAGAGAGCCCUGCAGCUGGAGGAGGAGAGGCAGCGUGCCCAGGAGGCAGCCGAGCGCCUGGAGGCUGACCGUGUGGCCGCUCUGCGGGCCAAGGAGGAGCUGCAGAGGCAAGCUGCAGAUCAGAUGAAGAGCCAGGAGCAGCUGGCCGCAGAGCUAGCCGAGUACACGGCCAAGAUCGCCCUCUUGGAGGAGGCGCGGCGGCGCAAGGAGGACGAGGUCGAGGAGUGGCAGCACAGGGCCAAAGAAGCCCAAGAUGACCUGGUGAAGACCAAGGAGGAGCUGCACCUAGUGAUGACAGCCCCCCCACCGCCCCCUGUCUAUGAGCCGGUGAGCUACCACGUGCAGGACAACCUGCAGGACGAGGGCACGGAGUACACGGGCUAUAGCGCUGAGCUCUCCAGCGAGGGCAUCCUGGAUGACCGCAAUGAGGAGAAGCGCAUCACCGAAGCCGAGAAGAACGAGCGGGUGCAGCGGCAGCUGAUGACCCUGACCAAUGAGCUGUCCCAGGCCAGAGAUGAGAACAAAAGGACCCACAACGACAUCAUCCACAACGAGAACAUGCGGCAAGGCCGGGACAAGUACAAGACGCUGCGGCAGAUCCGGCAGGGCAACACCAAGCAGCGGAUCGACGAGUUCGAGGCCAUGUGAGGCCCGGCCAGGACUGGGGCAGGGGUGGGGGCCUCAUGGC